Messenger RNA from Cynara cardunculus var. scolymus (artichoke), 1062 nucleotides. RefSeq names its product leucoanthocyanidin dioxygenase-like. Bases 1 to 1062 code for a protein of 353 amino acids. The record is from RefSeq and is a predicted model, not a curated record. The transcript is spliced from 2 exons. Lineage: Eukaryota; Viridiplantae; Streptophyta; Magnoliopsida; Asterales; Asteraceae.
AUGGUGGUUUCAGCAAGGGUCGAGACCUUAGCAACAAGUGGGAUUCACCAAAUCCCAAAAGAAUACAUUCGUCCACAACAUGAACUCAAAACCAUCACCAACAUCUUCCAUGACCAAAAUGACCCAAAUGCCCCUCAACUCCCAACCAUCGACUUAAACCACAUCCAUUCCCAAGACCUGGAAACCCGACAAAAGUGUCGUGAUGAGCUCACGAAGGCCGCCACCGUGUGGGGCGUUAUGCACCUCGUCAACCAUGGAAUCUCCGGUGACUUGAUCCGUCGUGUUAAGGCUGCGGGGGAGAGUUUCUUCGAUCAGCCUGUGGAAGAGAAGGAGAAGUAUUGUAACGAUAUCGCUUCGGGGAAGAUUCAAGGAUACGGGAGUAAAUUGGCUAACAAUGCUUGCGGACAACUCGAAUGGGAAGAUUACUUCUUCCAUCUCGUCUUCCCUGAGGAGAAACGCGACUUGACCAUUUGGCCAACGACGCCGGAUGAUUACAUCCCGGCGACCACCGAGUAUGCUAAGCAACUACGAGCACUCGCUACCAAGAUCCUCUCGGUUCUAUCUCUCGGGUUGGGACUCGAGGAGGGGAGGCUAGAGAAGGAGGUCGGAGGGAUGGAAGAGUUACUUCUUCAACUAAAGAUCAACUACUACCCGAAAUGUCCACAACCCGAGCUAGCACUCGGUGUUGAAGCUCACACAGACGUGAGUGCACUCACGUUCAUACUCCACAACAUGGUCCCCGGGCUCCAACUCUUCUAUGGCGGACGAUGGGUGACGGCAAAAUGCGUGCCGGACUCCAUCAUCCUCCACAUUGGUGACACCAUUGAGAUCCUUAGUAACGGAAAGUAUAAAAGCAUCCUCCAUAGAGGGCUUGUGAAUAAGGAGAAGGUUAGGAUUUCUUGGGCAGUUUUCUGUGAACCGCCCAAGGACAAGAUCAUCCUGAAACCACUACCGGAGACGGUUUCUGAGGAGGAGGAGCCACUCUUUCCGCCACGGACCUUCCACCAGCAUAUGGAACACAAGUUGUUUAGGAAGAACAAUGAUGCAGUUGAUCCAAAAUGA